This is a messenger RNA of Sclerotinia trifoliorum, 3119 nucleotides long. The record is from the annotation of a GenBank genome assembly. NCBI's taxonomy places the organism in Eukaryota, Fungi, Ascomycota, Leotiomycetes, Helotiales, Sclerotiniaceae.
CGACUCUUGGCACCGGGAAGUAUUCUUGCUACCUUUCACUAUUUAUUACUUAACAUGGCUCUACUUUUCAUCACAAGAUACUUGAAAACAGAGAGGACGAGUUUGAUACAUACUCAUUAGCUGAGAAAAAUGCCCAUGGGUCACAAAGCUAGACGGAGCUUACUUACGGGCUUUGAGGAUGCCGGAGUGAUUAACUUCUUACUUUGUAUCCAACACUGAAUGGUGACUAGCUAAUCUAGUCGAAGGGAUGUCAUAUUGAGAGACUCGGGAAUCAUAAGUAAGUAAUAUGCGCCGACGCACUACGCAUCGAUUUCAUUCUGGCUUUUCUUCCAGUUAUCGUUAGCCAUUUGAAACUUUGGCAUGUGUCGAGAAAAUGCCAUCAGUGUUUGCGACAUCCCAAUUUCUGGUAGUAUCCACGAUCGGGAAAUUAAUCAGAAACUUGUAACUUCUGUAACCUUCAGUAAGUUACCAUCAUUAUGGAAGUCCGGCGAGCAAGGCUCAGCGCUAUAUUUUCGAAUGACACCAAAUCUGUCAGAUUCCAGGACCCUUAUUCGACCGAAGCAAGAAAUAACAGAUGCAAAAGGCUUAACUUAGCCAAACUUUAUCCCACAAUACUGAAGAUCAGAUAACGCAACUAAAUCUGACACUCUUCGACGGAGAUAUCCAGGUUAUCAGCAUAUAAUUUUCGACCCAAGGGUUCAUUGUCCUACCCCCCUUAUGUAACUCGUUUAACAUCUAAAACGACGGUACGUCUUUGUACAAGGUGAUAGGUCGUAAUUGUACCAUAAAUCAGUCAGGUGAGUCAAUGACAACAUCUUUAGAAGACCUUGUAUGGUGAGUUGGUUGGUCUGCACGUGUGUUAAAUUUAAAAAGAGGAUGGAUAUGGGGAAAAGGAAUUGAGUGUUCAGCCUGUAAGGCGUUGGAUACGACGACAUCUGAUAAGGCGGAGUCGGAUUUUGAGGUACGGAUCUACUUGACGAGAAUACAUUUUACGAUGAUCAAGACAAUGGAUUUGUGUACUUUCUGAUCCGAGUAAUUUUAGGUAAGACUACUUUCAACUUGUUAUUAGAUUUGAGAGCCUGCAUUCGUUGGAUUAAAUAUUUUCCAAGUUACCAACGCUUCAAAUUCCUUCACAAUGGCUUACCUCCCUUAUGUUGAACCUGGACUCGAAAUCAUUCUUCCACUAUCAACUUUCAUUUUCAUACUCAACAUCACUCGAGAUAUUCUCGACAACUUUCUCUACUGCGGACUCAUUGGUGAAAUAUUCAUCGGUAUACUAUACGGAAUGCCCAUCACAGGAACAUCAUGGCUCAACAUAGAAACGCAAGAAACAAUACAAUAUCUCGGAUAUCUCGGGCUCAUCUGUCUAGUAUUCGAAGGCGGACUCAUUACCGAUCUUAAAAUGUUGGGAGAAACAAUAUGGGUAACACUUUCCGCAGCAGCAAUGGGAAUUCUAAUGCCUAUGGCUCUCUCAUUCUCCAUCAUGGGUAUGAAAUUCGAUACAGUCGAAGGUUCGGGAUAUCCAACUGCAUUGGCUGCUUUCUCAGCUGGUGUCUCGCUAUGUUCCACUUCUUUAGGAUCUACUUUCAUCAUACUUUCGUCAGCAAACUUACAGAAAACUCCAACUGGUACAUUGAUUGCUGGCGCCGCGAUGAUAGAUGAUAUCCUCGUCCUUGUAAUGGUUAAAAUCGUCACAGCACUUGGACAAGGACAAUCAAAUCCAUGGAGAAUAGCUCGACCCGCCAUUUCAAGCCUGAGUCUCAUUCUUGCCACCUUUCUCCUGGUGCCAUUUCUAAUCAAACCCAUAUACAAAACUUUCCAUUCCAUCCUCAAAAAUCAGAAAGAAGUUAACCGAGGUACUUUUAGUGAGAGUUAUGAUACGGAAAGGGGAAUUUCGCGACGUAUAGGAUUUAUACUUUCUACCUUGAUACUUAUACUUCUUGUUACUAUCGCUGCCUGUAUAGAGGGAUCUAUAUUACUCUCUGCAUUUCUAGCAGGAGCAAUCGUCAGAUACACCUGGCGAAGUGUUGAUUUGGACUUGGAAAUUGAUAUGGAUAUGGAGAUUGAUCGACCAACACUCAUGUUCGAAGAGUAUUACAAACCAAUCAUGGAUCACAUACUCGUACCAUUUUUCUUCGUAAGUUCUCUUCUUAUUAUCACACUACUCUACAUACAUCAUCAAAAUCCAAGGAUCUAUAAUCUCCCACCCCCUCCUUCCCCGGCGCGCACAUCUAAGGAAAUAAAUAUUCACCCAACUCUAUCUAGGCCUCAAUCGGCUUCUCAAUCCCCAUCUCAGAAAUGUUUUCUUCAUCUAUAAUCUACAAAGGAAUUUUCUACGCCCUCCUCAUGUUCUUCGCAAAAGCAUCCGUAGGAUUAAUCCUAUAUAUGAAUUUCCUGGUUCAAAAAUUCACAACACGAAAAUCCCCCCCGUCACAAAUACAAAUACAAAUACAACAUCCCGAAUCACAACCAAGCGUCGCACAACACGAAACAGGAACCUCUAAUACCAGCACCCAAUUCCCCCCAAGAUUACCACAUCUAGAUGCGCUCAUUGUAGGCUCUACGAUGAUCGCCCGCGGUGGCUUCGGCUUCCUUGUUGCGUCUGAGGCGCAGAGUUCGGGGUUAUUGAGUUUAUAUCGUUCUCAUGGUUUGCAGUUCAAGGAUUCUGGCAGAAUUGACGUGCAAGGUUUGGUAAGAGAGGGGGAUUUUAGAAGACAAGUGGAAAGGUUAGAUGUGGUAGAGGAUCAGAUUUUCUUGGUUAUUAUCUGGGCGUUGGUUUUAUGUACGAUUUUGGGCCCCGUGGUGGCGGGGGUGGCGGUUAGGAGGAAGGUACUUUUUGGGAGUGGGGCUGGGUGUGCGUGUGCGUGUGGGCGUGGGAGGGGAGCAGAGGGGAGAUGUCAUCUUUGUUUGUAGGGGUUUCAUUGGGUUUCUGUGCAGGGGGUGCAGGAGGGUGGAGGAUGAUAGGAAUGGGAAUAGAGUCAAGGAGUAGAUGUAAAUGUUUAAAUCUUACAUUUGUUCUGAAAAUAAUACAUAUAGAUUGACAGAAGAAAUAACUAGUCUUAUCAUGAUAUAUAGUAUAUAUAAUUAUCUUCCUCCCCAUCCAUCACUAUACUACCUAC